Messenger RNA from Scophthalmus maximus (turbot), 2552 nucleotides. RefSeq names its product ACD shelterin complex subunit and telomerase recruitment factor (gene acd). Lineage: Eukaryota; Metazoa; Chordata; Actinopteri; Pleuronectiformes; Scophthalmidae. Gene Ontology annotation, biological process: telomere maintenance via telomerase; telomere capping. The record is from RefSeq and is a predicted model, not a curated record. Gene Ontology annotation, molecular function: telomeric repeat DNA binding. The coding region runs from base 627 to 2378 and encodes 583 amino acids. The transcript has 2 exons. Gene Ontology annotation, cellular component: telomerase holoenzyme complex; chromosome, telomeric region; shelterin complex.
CUUACCGAUCUGAAUAAAGAUAAACAGACAAAUAAACGACACAAUUAAAUGAAAAAACGAAUGCGUUCAUAAAAGAUAAUAGUUAUUGGUCAAAUAUGUCAUAGUCACCGAGAUAAAACCGAUAAGUGGACCACCUUUAACUCAGUUUGACGCUUGCCAACAUCACAGCCGAGGCGCCGGGAUGUGAGAAAUCUGAUGGUACUUGAACGCUGCAUCAGCUAAGGCGGAAGCGGAAAGCUGUGUGGCUAAACAAGAGCGUUCCAACACUCACAGAGCAUAACUGUGCGACGACAGAAACUUGGAUAAAUCACUGAUGGGACAAACAUGAGUCACGCUACAAAAACUAAGUGGUAUCGAUUUACUUUUUAAAUAUGAAUUAGUUCAUAUUUUAUCAAGUUUUUGCUGUGUACAUUUCGAAGUGGAUUUAAAGAGGUGAGAUGUGAGAAGAUGUGAGAAGAAGCGGAACGAGGCCACAAAAACAAACCGCCAGGGAGCUACGUAAAGUCAUCGAGAAUACCGCCAAACAUUACUUCCGUGGAGAUGACGUGAGGGCGGAACCACUGAGCGUCGUGAGUGUUGCCUGACGGACAUCAACUACAGAGACACGCGGUUUGAAAACUACAAACAUGCCUCGAGCCGCCCGGAACCAACUGUGUCCGUGGAUCGAGGCUCUGAUCCUGAGCUACGGCAGCCGGGAGGAGGAGGGGGGCUGCGGCCGGCUGAAGGCUCACGUGAUCGGGGUGGGUCAGAUGACCCAGUCCCAGGCUCAGGGCUCCGAGGGCCUCACGGGGCUCCUCUUCCUGUCCGACGGGGCCCUGCAGAUCCCCGCCGUCCUCACGGCGUCCGCCUGGGAGCGUCUGCAGGAGCACGAGGACCGCGAGUGCUUCACCAGCUUGCUCAACACCACCGUGUGCGUGCAGGACUGCCGGCUCCGGUUCCACAUGGCGCCGCAGAAGAUCAGGUGCAGGUUCUUCCUGUCGGUCGGGGAGCUGGCCACGACCGCCGCUGGGCCCGUCAAGGAGAACACCCCCUGCUCCACGACCCUGCCCUCCGUCCGGCGGAAGAUCUGUGAGACGUGGCGGGCCCAGCGGGGGCGGCAGGAGGAGGAGGAGGCGCCCGACUCCCAGAAGAGCCAGUGUGGGUUCGACCUGUCGGAGCUGCUGGGGGAGUGGCAGCACGACUGCGUGCAGGCGGUGCUGGACGAUGUCCGGGAGCGGCUGGUGGCAGCGAGCCGCCUCCGGCCUGUGAGCCCGCGGCCCUCCACCUCUGCUGACGCCUCAUCGCCGCCUCACCCGGACUCUCCCACCACCGCCACCGGCUGGGACGUGGACAGGGUCCGAUACAAGGGAGCGGAACGUUUCAGCGUCCCUGUCAAGUGUCUCCUCAUCCCAGAGGAAGAUGCUCAGCGGAAACCUGCCUCUGCGGCGGCCGCUCAGGCCUCUGUCGAUGAUGCGGAGUGGCGACUAUCCACGCCAGCGGUCGCAGAGCGAGGUCCUGACCCCUGUGAGACGUCCCCUCCCCCCGCGGAGCACCGCACGCCACACGAGGACACGACCACACCGGUGAUCGUCAACGACAUCGUGCUCUUAACGAACCCGUGGGACAUGUUCCGUCCGCCAUCCUCCUCAUCGUCCUCGGACACAUCCCCACAGACGUCGCCAACAAACACUCUGCGCCGCAAGCCCACCGCCGCUACAUCCACGCCUCAUGACGUUGCCGCUUUAACCAGCACGCAACUUCCUGAGCGCAGCCCAGGGGAAACCCAGCAGUCAUCGGGGGAGCACAGCUUCAUCCCGCCAUACCAGAAACCGCCGCUCUCCUCCUGCGUCCCCGGAACCGCGGCGUCUUCAUCAGCUCCUUCUUCUUCUGUAAUUCCACCAGAACCGUUCUCCAGACCGUCAGACCCGUCGGCCAACGCCACGGACGAACUCGCACGAAAUCCCUCCUCUGUUCACCGAGACGGCGAGAUUUGGUCGAAGGACACGAAGGAGACUGUUGAGGUAAAACACAGGAAGGCGAAGAGAAAGAGGAGCGAGCCCACGCCAGACGUGGAGGAGGAGCAGGUGAGCGGGAACCCUCCAUCUUGGCUCUUUGACGACACGCAGGCGGCGGCCUCUGGCGCCGAAGAGGUCACCGGAGGUCACAACCAGGGUCAAAGUGCUGCGAGCGUGUUGAGGAAAACUCCCACAGUUCACAGCGGCGGCCGGCCGUUCACGUACUCGUACAAAGUGUCCGGACAGAACCUGCAGGACUUGGGCCGAUUCCAAGUGGCCGAGUCGCUGCUGCGCUGGGCCGUCAAGUAUCUGGUCCCGGAGCGGACGGAGAAUCUGCACAACGGGUCGGCGACCUCUGACCGCACCAAGGUCACGUCGCUGUAGGUUCAAACAGUCCGGUCGUUGUUGUUUCAGUCUCUUUCCGACUGACGGACUCGUGUUCGUGUUCCACCGCCGCUCGGUACGACGAAGUAUGUUUUUUUACAAUAUGUUUUUUUAGCAUUUGGGAAUUAAAAAAAUUACAUUUUGUAAAAACAAUUAAAAAAAAUAACAUUUGUA